Molecule: messenger RNA, 2511 nt
Organism: Mesorhabditis spiculigera
Lineage: Eukaryota; Metazoa; Nematoda; Chromadorea; Rhabditida; Rhabditidae
Source: the annotation of a GenBank genome assembly
AGCGAUCCGCCCUUCUCGUUGUCGAAGAGCUGCGUCGUCCGGGAUUGUGAUUUUCCGCUCACCGAAACUGGCGGCCUGGUACCGUGCUUCGGGCAAAACGUCGACGACUUCUACAACUUGGACGUCACCGAGUUCCCCGUCAUGAAGCUGGCGUAUUCCCAAGACGAAACGCGGGUGGACUUCAUCUACAAGUGCUGGGACCCGUUUCAGAACGGCUCGCAGACGGUCGAUUACGAAUGGCAAGACCGGCAUUGCCUGGUUUCAAAACACCUCGAAAACGCGAUGGACCGAUGCCUGGACUGCCCGCUUGGCUACGAAAACAUUGCCAUUGGUGAAGAACCGAUGAUGCCACGCGACUCCUCCUGCCGGCCGAUACCUGGAUUUGUCAAGAAAAUCACCCAGCCGUCCUGGAACUAUCCCGAGCUGCAGAUGAUCGAGCUGGUGCCGCGCGAGGGGUAUUGUCCUAGCGGUACGACGCGAGACGUGACCGAGCCAACCAGAUGCAUCGGCUGUCCGGUCAAUUGCCAGCUGUGUGCCGUUAAGGGGGAAUGCAUCCGAUGCCGACAGGACUACCAGCCGACCUACGACAAUUCCGCUUGCAUCAGUGCUCCAUUUCCGCUGCAAAUUCAUCACUGCCCAAGUGGUUCGAUGCUCUACGGGAUCCGAUGCAUCAAGUGCUCAACAUUCCUGCGCAACUGCGUCCAUUGCGGCGUGACCCCGAUCGGACAAAAGAAGCAAGAAUUUGCAUGCCAAGAGUGUCGGCCCGGCUACUUCUUGAGCCGAACGCACCGCCGGCAAAAGUGCACCAGGCUUUGCAACAUAGGCUUCUACUUCAACACGACUGCCGGAAUCUGCCAAAAAUGUCCGGGAUGGUGUCGGGAGUGUGACAUGAAUGGUUGCCGGAAAUGCGCAAGUGGUCUUUAUAAUUUACGCACGGCCCACCCUUCGCACCACGUCACCUGCUACUACCACUGCCCCCACUGGACGUACCCGGUCAACCGUUUCCCGUUCCGAUGCGAGCCGUGUGCGCCAGAGUGUCGUAGUGGAUGUUAUGGCCCCUCCCGCCAAGAGUGCUUCAUGUGCUGGCUAAACGGCGCGGUCAACCACAAGGGGUUAAUUCCCAAGUGCUUCCAACUGAGCGCCAUUCAGCUCACCUUAUUGUCGCUGAGCUUUAGCUCCGAGUUCGUCCAUCUUAUGGGUCCAUAUGAAGCGAUGAGCCUGGAAGCGACGCACGUGAAGAUCAAGUCGUUCGGCGUCGGCCAGGAGAUUGGCAUCCUCAGCAGCGAGUUCAACAGCUGGACGGAGGCGCAGGAGUACUACAGGGACAAAAACCUGACCGAGAAGUACGCGCCGUGGUGUAAUGCGAGCACUUGUCUGGACAACUGCCUAAGGCCGCAUCCAGACACGAACAAUCCCGAGACGUUCUUUCAUCCAUGCCCCAAAUGCCAUCCCGGCUACGUGAAGGACCUCUGGGGAAACUGUGUCGACGAGUGCAAGGAUGGGACCUUUCGCGAUGAUCUCCUCCAACGCUGCGUCAUCUGCGACGAGCCGCUCAAGUGCAACAAGUGCAGAUGGAAACCGAAAAUGCUGGCGUUCUACAGCCGGAUGAGCAUCAAGCACUACGCGCUGCUCGCCCAGUCGCCCAUGUACUGGCAGUCGGAUCUUUCGGAGGAGGGAGCCCGCUUCACCGGCGAGAUCGACGACGCCGAGCUGUUGUGCUGGCGCUAUGAAGAAGUGAUCCGCGAGGCAGCGUGGGCUGAGCUCGAGCUUUGGGUGUACCUGAGGAAGACGAGGAGCAAGAGCAGCAGCUCCCGGAAUCGCGCGUUGCUGACGUCGGUGCUCGGGCUUUUGAGGGUGACCAGCUCGACCUCCAGCUCGGCCCACCCCCGGGCAUUCGGCUACAACUCGGCUCGCGUCAUCAUCCGGCCAAAUCUUCACCAUCGGGCCCGGUUAAACAUGAGGCUAAAGAAGACGAUCAGCACUCGCCCGACUUACGUGACUGCUACAAGGCCGACUUUCGAGACAGCAACGACGCAAGAGAGCCGAGUGGCUACUGAUGAAGCCCAGUCGUUCACCUACGAGACGCCGACCACCGGCACGGGGACUCGAGAAAUCCCAACCCUUACCCGUGAACAGUUUGAAGUUGCCGCGCCGCUCCCUGUCAGCUUGUCGAGCAGAGUGCCAAAGAAAACCAUGUCGACCUCGCGCUCACAUGUCCGGAGCACGACGUCGACGACCGAGAAUACGAUCCUAACACCAAAAUGCCCCGACCGCUCGUCAAAUCAGAGUUCCACCACGACGCGCUCGCACUCACGCCCGAAGAGCACGACGUCGACCGGGGAGAAUACGAUGGUGCCCCGGGAGCAUGAGGAGAAGCUGGACAAAGCAGCUGCCAGGCGUUCAAGGGCAAAGAGCACGACGUCGACCACGGAGAAUACGAUGGCAGCCCGAAUCGAUGAAGCCGAAAAUCCUCGCCCCACUCCCGAUGGAUCUCCGGAUCGAACCGAGUGG